Messenger RNA from Epinephelus lanceolatus (giant grouper), 3448 nucleotides. Lineage: Eukaryota; Metazoa; Chordata; Actinopteri; Perciformes; Serranidae. The record is from RefSeq and is a predicted model, not a curated record.
UCUGCAACUUCCUAUUUAAUUCUUUUUUUGGUCAAACAAAAAUUGAAAUCUAGCUGGAAAAAUUGCGUUUUGUUUUAGUUUUAUUCUGGUCUUAUAUUUUUUCAUAUACAAACAAAAAUCUAGUUUUAUUUUUUUCUUUUCAGAUUAUGUUUUCAAGUGAAACACCAGAGGUCAAACUCUGUUCCUGCCCUGUGACUUGCUGUUUAAAUCAUUACUUUUUUAAGUCAAACAAAAAUCAAAAUCCAGCCCAAUUGUUCUUUAUUUUUUUGUCUUUUUUGUGUGACACUGAACUGCCCCUCGCUCCUCUGUGUUUAUAAGAAUACUUAAUCAACGUCUGCUCAGCGUGCAGAUGUUGAAUAAGUGUGAUAAUGACGUGUCUGCGACUUUAACCUGACGUGAAGACAGAUCACUGUGCUAGUCUUGAGUUACUGAGAAACUGAAGCUGCUGGCUCUGGUUACUGUUCACAUCGCUGAGGACGUGACAACAACAGAGACGACGGGACAAGGUCCACUGGUGUUUAUCAGUUCUGUGGAAAGGAGCUGUGGACUGUGAGGGGGCGGGGCUCAGUGCAGAGGUGAAACAGGUGAGAUAUAAAAGCAGAGACGGAGAGCGGAUUAAACAAAGUGCAGCAGAUUAAAACAGCUGAUGAGCUUCGUUCAGCCGGAGGGAAAAUAUUCAGACGAGGACACAGAGGCUGAAUUCAAACGUCUGAGGAUGGAAACACUGCCGGCUCUCACCUGGACGACCUCGUCUUCACCUGAUACGAUGGAGCUGAUCGUCCACAGAGAGUAACCUUCGGUCUGAGCGGUUUCCUCCAGGUGAGCUGGACCUGUGAAACAAGGUCAUGUACGUCCUGUGCACCCUGGCGGUCCUGACCCUCCACAGCCUCCUCAAGAGCUGGAACAACAAGGCGCUGGAGUCCGGACGGAGGUCUGAGGGUGGAGGACAGAGAGACCGUCCUGAGGAUGGAGGCGUCCCUGAGGUGUGGGGGGCGUCCAGGUCUCAGCGUGGAGGAGAUGAUGCAGUGAAGGUGGAGCGGAGAGGAGCGAGGAGCUGCAGGGCUGAAGGGAAGAGGAGACAAGGAGGUGGCGGCGUGCGUAACGUCCCCGACAGCAGGAAGCGAGGGCAGCCGGUCCAGCGGUCCAGCGCUCUGCUCAGCCCGGCGGUCAUGUUCAGCACGAGAAAGACCUGGGACCUUAGCCACGCCCCCUGCCUGCAGGAGCUCUGGAAGAAAGAUAUCUCAUUGGACGCGAGCUCAGUGGACUUCCUGAUGAGUGAUGGUGAAGACGACGGCUCCUUCCUGUCUCUGCCCACAGCCGCCUUCUCACAGUGCCCCUCUCUGUCUGCAGAGCUGACCGAAACAAACACACCCAGCCAGCAGCUGCUCAUCCAGUCUGUGUUGUCCAUCAGGAACCUGCUGGGGGAGAAUCCCACCGACAAGCUGGACAUCAAGAUGAACCCUGACGGCAGCGGACAGCUCUACGUCCCCGGACUGACCGAGAUCACCGUCCAGAGCCCCGAGGACAUCAACAGGGUGUUUGAGUUGGGUCACAUGAACAGAGCGACAGCCUGCACCAACCUGAAUGAACACAGUUCUCGCUCCCACGCUCUGCUCAUCAUCACUGUGUCUGGAUUCAACACGGCCACUGGAAACCGCACACAAGGUAAGCUGAACCUGGUGGACCUGGCGGGCUCGGAAAGGAUCGGUAAGUCGGGGGCGGAGGGCAGUCGCCUCAGAGAAGCUCAGUGCAUCAACAAAUCUCUGUCAGCGCUCGGCGACGUCAUCAACGCGCUGCGGAGCAAACACUCCCACGUCCCGUUCAGGAACUCCCGCCUCACAUACCUGCUGCAGGACUCUCUGAACGGAGACAGCAAGACACUCAUGAUGGUGCAGGUGUCUCCACUGGCUGCUAACAUGAGCGAGUCGGUCUGCUCGCUGAAGUUCGCUCAGCGUGUUCGCAGCGUGGAGCUGAGCUCCUCGUCCUCGUCCUCCAGGAGACACGAGAACUCGUCCACCUCGUCCUCGCCCACCCACGACAGCGUCGAGCUGGACUCACCCCCGGUCACCCCCGUCCCUCUCCCCAUCUCUCGGGCCAGCAGCGCCGGCUCCACCCUCUCCUCCGCCUCCAGAACUCCCAGCAGCUCCCGCAGGAGGUCCCAGUCCCAGCUCUCCACAGACAGACAGGUAGACAGAGCCAGCCCAUUGGUGGGGGACGGUGGGCAGGACGAUUGAAGCUGACGGCCUGAGAGACAUGGAGGCGACGCUGCAGGGACGUCCGUCUCUGACUGCAGGGUGUCUGCCAACACUCUGAGACGUCUCCCUGCUGGACACGUUGUCUUUCCUGUCCUCGCCAGAUUAUUUAACCCCCUGAUGAAGGAGCAAAGACUGAUGGGAAUUUAACAGAUGAAUCUGAAAUCAAAGACUCUUGUCAGCGGCCAAACGUUUCUUGUUGCUGUGACGAUGAACAUUUAAAGACAUAAAGUGACUCUGAUGAGAAACGUUCUGGAGAUCUGCCCGUCUGAACUGAACUGAACUGAACUAAUUCUCCGUAACAUUUAUUUCUGACCCGACAAACAGUAUACGCUCUCCAAUCACAGUAUUUCUUUUAUUGUUUCUUUGUAACGUUGCACUUUAAACUUUGAGAUUAUUUUCUAACCCACAGUUCCAGAUGUGGCUGAUUUAUAAUAUAUGCAUAAUAUGGUUCUGUAUUUAUGUUUGACAUGCUUUAAUCUCAUUAUUUUGGUUUAUUUUAAUAUUUUUUUUGGAGGACGCGGACACAUGAAAACGAGACUAAUCUUAAAAUUAUGAGAUAAAAAUGUUCUGAUUGAAAUCUUUUCUGUUUUCUCAGAAAAUGGAGAUUAAUCUCGUUUCAUCACGUCUUGAAUCCUCUGUGGUUUUCUAACAGGAUGUUUUCGUGUCCUCGUGGUCCUCUUUUAUCCAAUCAGGGUACUCCACUGAUACCAAGCUGUCCAGUAAGAGGUGAGCAAUACGAGGAAAUCUUCUCCUGUGUACACGAUUGUUGUUCCUCGAUCUUCUUUUCCUGUGGAUGUUUUUUGUUUUCACGCUGAUGAAGUUUUGUCUUCCUUUGGCUCGCUGAACAAAAUGAUGCUCAAAUCUUCUUCACUUUCCUUCGACUGUUUCUCCUCGUCGUGCUCCUGCUGUCGUCUUAAUGCCUGUGUACGAAUACAAUCCUAGGGAGCCACAGGUGACCUUUGACCUCAGACAGGACAGACCUGUAGCUGUUGAACUGGCGCCAAGCUUGGCGUGACACAGGUGGAGCAAAUAGUUAGUCGUAGUUGUAGUAACAGGAAUGCUUAGAAACGCGAUGAGCUGCUGUGUGUCGUUGACCCGAUGAUCAACAUGUCUGCUUGCUUUGUCUCAGCUGUAGGUUUCUACAGGUUGUUUUUUUUUGUAUUUCCUUUUUAAUAAACAAACAUUUAAACAAA